AUGCUGAAAAGCACUAACAGUGUUCCCAAUAUGGAUGUCAAUACUAACCAAUCAGACACUAAAGAAUCAAAAGAUGAAGUCUUGAAGAAACGACGUGAACAAUUGGCAGCAUGGAGGGCAAAGAAGCAGCAAGAAAGCAAGCAGCUAUCAGAAACACCUCCAUCAAAUAUUGCAGAUGGUAGUGGUAACACAUCUGAAGUAGAGAAGAGGUUACGACAACAACGACUUGAACAGUGGAAAAAGUCACGGUCUCAAAAGGAUGCCAGCCCCUCACCACAAACAAAUCAAUCAAGCACCAAAAUAAGGCUCCUGAAGAAACCUCGUCCAUCAAGUCGUAAAAAUCAACCUCAACUCAAGAGAAAAAUUGACGAAUUCGAUUUCGAUGUGGAUGAGAAUCAACAAAAGAAGUUAAAAUUUGUAACUCCGCAAUCAACAUUUGGCAACCCUAACAAUCUUAAUAAUGGACAAGAACAGGGAGUUGAUGAUGAAUUGGAUGCUUUUAUGAAAUCUAUCGACACAAAUGAAACUAAAGUGGAAGCAAACGGAGCUUUAUUUGAAAUACAAACCAAUUCAACCGAUGACGAAAGUGCCGAUGAGGAUAUAGAUAUACAAGCUUUGAUUGACUCGAAAUUGGCAAAGCUAAAUACUACUAAAGAGUUGAAGGAUAUCGAUCACUCGCAAGUAUCUUAUCCUCCGUUUAGAAAGAACUUUUACAAAGUGCCCUUUGAAUUACUGUUAAUGUCUGAGGAUGAAUUGGGUUUGUUACGGUUGGACCUUGAUGAUAUUAGAGUUAGAGGAAAAAAUGUUCCAUCACCAUUUACUAAAUGGUCCCAAUUGCUACUACCUGAGAAUAUAAUAUCAGUAGUGAAUGAUCAACUACAAUUUGACAAACCAUCCCCAGUACAAGCACAAGCUAUACCAAUAAUUCUAUCAGGUAGAGAUUUAAUUGGAGUUGCCAAAACUGGGUCAGGUAAAACAUUAUCGUAUGUUCUUCCAAUGAUGAGACAUAUUCAGGAACAAGCUGCACUGGCCAGUGGAGAUGGACCCGUUGCUGUGAUACUUAGUCCCACUCGAGAGUUAGCUCUACAGAUUGAACAAGAGGUUUUGAACUUUACCAGAAAGGUUGAUAAACGGGUGACAUGUUGUUAUGGAGGGUCUAAGAUUGAAAAUCAGAUAAGUGACUUGAGAAGAGGAGUUGAUGUUGUUGUAGCCACACCAGGUAGAAUGAUUGAUUUGUUAGCUGCCAAUGGUGGUAGGGUAACUUCAAUGAGACGUACGACUUUUGUCGUAUUGGAUGAAGCUGACCGAAUGUUUGAUUUGGGAUUUGAACCCCAAAUAAGAAAGAUUUUAUCACAAGUGCGGCCAGAUCGACAAACUGUAUUGUUUUCGGCAACAUUUCCAAGAAAAUUGGAAAUAUUGGUAAAGCAAAUUUUAUCAGAUCCAGUUGAAGUCAUUGUUGGUGGUGUUGGUGUAGUUGCUAAAGAAAUUAAACAAAACAUUAUGCUUUUAGAUAAAUCCGAUGAUGAAUAUUUCCAAGAGAGGCUUAAAAUGCUUCGUGAUUAUGUGCAAAAACAUAUACAAACACAUCAAGAUAGUAAAAUACUUAUAUUUGUUGAAAAACAAGUUGAUGCAGACAAAUUACUUUUUAGCCUACUUAGUCAUGGCUUGCCUUGUGUAGCCAUUCAUGCGGGCAAAGAACAAAUUGAUCGAAAGUAUGCCAUAAAGGAGUUCUCUGCUGCUGAUAGUGGAGUCAAUAUCCUAAUUGCAACGUCUAUUGCUGCUCGAGGUCUUGAUGUCAAAAAUUUAGGUUUAGUGGUAAACUUUGAUCCACCUAGCCAUCUUGAAGAUUAUGUUCAUCGAGUGGGUCGUACAGGAAGAGCAGGUGCUGAUGGAAUUGCAAUAACAUUUGUCUCAAGGAAUCAAGAGAAGGAGAUAAACGUGUUGGUUAAGGCAUUGAAAUUGAGCUCGAAUGAAGUUACUCCCGAGUUGCAAAUAAUUGCUGAUUCAUUUAAUCAAAAAGUGAAAGCCGGAGGCGCCAAAGUAGGUUUUGGAUUUGGUGGUAAAGGGUUGGAUAAUUUGCAGGAAGUACGUGAAAAUAAAUUAAAGAUGGAAAAAAAGAUGUAUGGUGAAGAAGCAGAAGAUAAGGAGAAGGAGAAUGGAGUAUCAACCAAUAGUAAAGAAGGUUCACCGUCUAUAAUGACGCUCCCAUCAUUUGACAUCAUCGAAGGAAACUCUCCCGAAACCGCCGGACCUGACAAAUGUAAAUUUUUUUGUCGAAUUACAAUUAACGACUUGCCACAGAAGGUUAGAUGGGAUAUUGUACAACGUGAACAAUUAUCCAAGAUUAUUGAAGGUAGUAGAACAUCAAUAACUACAAAGGGGCAGUACUAUCCACCAACUCAUAAAUUCAACACUUCCAAAGAUACCGAACCUAAACUUUAUCUUUUGGUUGAAGGGUUGACUAGAAAAUCAAUCGAGGAUGCAAUAUCACUUAUUAAGGAAAGAAUGUUUAAGAGUAUUGAAUCGAUGACAGUUGAGGAUCGUGGUGGUAUUACUGGUAGGUAUACUGUAUAG
Messenger RNA from Lodderomyces orthopsilosis Co 90-125, 2574 nucleotides. RefSeq names its product DEAD-box RNA helicase (gene PRP5). The record is from RefSeq and is a predicted model, not a curated record. Gene Ontology annotation, cellular component: nucleus. Gene Ontology annotation, biological process: mRNA splicing, via spliceosome. Gene Ontology annotation, molecular function: RNA helicase activity; nucleic acid binding; ATP binding. NCBI's taxonomy places the organism in Eukaryota, Fungi, Ascomycota, Pichiomycetes, Serinales, Debaryomycetaceae. The coding region runs from base 1 to 2574 and encodes 857 amino acids. The transcript has a single exon.